Messenger RNA from Symbiodinium natans, 462 nucleotides. The record is from the annotation of a GenBank genome assembly. Lineage: Eukaryota; Dinophyceae; Suessiales; Symbiodiniaceae.
AUGCGAGUAACCAUACUUGCAUGGCUGCUUCUGGCUUGUCCAGGAGGGUGCCACUGGAUUCAGCGAGCACAUCUCAAGCAUGGCAACGCAAGCUCGGCACUAGCACUGAGCAGCAGUCCUGGUGAGGUCGGCCCUGAGAAUGCCAACAUCUCCGCCAUGUCUACCUGGCGAUGUGCCACCACUGGGCAUCUCUUGCAGAUUCUCCAGGUCACUUCAAGCCAUCCAAUUCCGGGAGAUGCGUGCUUUGCGGGCUUCACCAAGUUCUUCUGGGCAGCUGUGCUCGCAAUGCUCACUUUGGUUGGCAUGUGCUUAUUCGUGCCACUCAUGCUGGAGAUCACCAGGCGACGUCCGCCAGGACAACCUCUCGUCCUAUGCGGCAUCAUAUUCGAUUGCUGCCCGCCGAAACACUCGGCAGAGCAGCUCGUCACAUCUCCUGGGAGCAAAUCUCCGGAGUCAAGAUGA